This is a messenger RNA of Aspergillus alliaceus, 2064 nucleotides long. RefSeq names its product amine oxidase. Gene Ontology annotation, biological process: amine metabolic process. Gene Ontology annotation, molecular function: primary methylamine oxidase activity; copper ion binding; quinone binding. NCBI's taxonomy places the organism in Eukaryota, Fungi, Ascomycota, Eurotiomycetes, Eurotiales, Aspergillaceae. The transcript is spliced from 4 exons. Bases 1 to 2064 code for a protein of 687 amino acids. The record is from RefSeq and is a predicted model, not a curated record.
AUGUCUCUCGCAUCUCAAAGGAUAACGCCGACAAGCUCGGUGAAGCUUCACCCAUUUGACCCUGUACGACCGGAAGAAAUCAGACUCGGCGCUCGAAUUCUCGAGACAUCGUUCCCCGGUGUCCCGCUUCGCUACAACCGCAUUGAUAUUCAUGAACCCAUCAAACAAGAUGUCAUCCCCUACAUUGAGGCAGAACGACUCGGGAAGCCCCUCCCUGCUAGGCCAGCACGUCUUUUGUAUUCCUAUUUCAAUCGUCUCGACACAGGUGUCUGUCUCAAGGCCCUAAUGAAUAUUGAUACUAAGUCCCUCAUCUAUGCCAAAGAGCUUCCAGAGGGAGUGCAGCCACCCAUGGAUAUCGAUGAAAUAGCUGGUAUUGAAGAACAUUGUAUGCAACAUCCUGCAGUGCUGGCAGAAAUUGAGAAGCUCAAGCUGCCUCCUGGUAUGACAGUCUGCAACGACCCAUGGAUGUACGGGACAGACAAUCAAAAUGAGAAUCGGCGACUCUUCCAAUGCUUUAUGUACAUUGUGGAGGUGGACCACCCCGAAAAUAACCACUACUCUCUUCCCUGCAAGUUCUGCCCUGUCUUUGACGCCCGCACAAGGGAAUUAGUCCGCAUGGAUUAUCUCCCCGGUGGCGCAGAUCAUGAGACUGUCGAGACACAGCCGUGGGUACCAGUGAAAGCAGUCCAGUAUGCUCCCGAUCUCCUAGAUGAGCCACUUCGGACAGACCUCAAGCCAUAUAUUGUUCAGCAACCCGAAGGCGCUUCCUUCUCAGUGGACGGCAAUUCCGUCUACUGGCAAAAAUGGCGUUUCAGGGUCGGAUUCAAUAAUCGCGAGGGCCUAGUCCUUCACAAUAUCACAUAUGACAAGCGCAAUGUCUUCUAUCGUUUGAAUGUCUCCGAGAUGACUGUUCCUUACGGAGAUCCUCGAGCCCCAUACCACCGCAAGCAAGCCUUUGAUGUCGGCGACGUCGGCUUCGGUCUCAACGCCAACCAGCUAUCUCUGGGCUGCGAUUGCCUCGGCCACAUCAAAUAUUUUGACGGUUACAGAUCCGACUCCAAGGGCAACCCUAUCCUCUUGAAGAACGUGGUCUGCAUGCACGAGCAAGACAACGGCCUGCAAUACAAGCACACAAACUACAGAUCCAACGCAGCAACCGUCAAGCGCAACCGCCAGCUGGUUCUCCAGAUGAUCUGCACCGUUGCAAACUACGAAUAUAUCUUUGCCUACAUCUUCGAUCAGGCCGGAAACAUCGAGCUCGAAGUCCGCGCCACAGGCAUUCUGUCCACCGUCCCAUUCGACAACUUAAAUGGCGAGACCGUCCCCUGGGGCACCAACGUCGGCCCCGGUGUCAUGGCCCCCUACCAUCAACACAUGUUCUCGCUCCGCAUCGACCCCGCGAUUGACGGCUUCAACAACACUGUCUACUACGAGGAUAGCGUCCCACUCCCCGAAGAUGAGAACAACCCCUACCUGGUCGGCUACACCACAGAGAAAACCGUGAUCCGUAAAUCCGGCUCCGCAACCACCGACAUCAACCGUAAUCGCGUCUUCAAAAUCCGCAACGACAACGUCAUCAACCCCAUCACCUAUAAGCCCGUCUCAUACAAGCUCAUGGCAGCCCCCAGCCAAAUGCUUAUCCUACCAAAGCACGCAGUGGGACACCAACGCGCCGAGUUCGCCAGCAAGCCCAUCUGGGUCACCAAGUACCAGGACGACGAACUUUUCGCCGCAGGCGAGUUCACAAACCAAAGCAAAAAGGCCACAGGCGUCGAGACUUGGGUCCAGAGAAACGACGACACAGAGAAUCAGGACGUGGUCCUUUGGCACUCGUUCGGUCUCACUCACAACCCUCGUAUUGAGGAUUUCCCUGUCAUGCCUAUGGAACGCAUUAGUGUCAUGCUCCGGCCCGAUGGCUUCUUCACGAAGAAUCCGGCGUUGGAUGUGCCCCCUUCGACACAAUCGUUCAAUAAGUCAACACUUCACCCUGGGCCGGCGCCGGCUGCACCAUGCUGCUCCGGCUCUGGAAACAGCAAGGCAAAGCUUUACAAGCGGGUUGACUAG